AUGUUUGCUGCACUUGAUGUCGAAUUAUUUGGAAAAUUAGAAUGUAAUGAAGAACGUCCAUGUACUGGACUUGAUAAACAUGCAUAUUUUAAAGAUUUUGGUGUAUCUUUUUUAACAUUAUUUCGUAUUGCAACCGAUGAUAAUUGGAAUGGAAUAAUAAAAAUUAGACUUUUUUUCUUUUUAAUUAUUAUUUUUUUGUAUGAUUUUUUUAAUAUAAAAAGGAUGCAUUACGUCAAGAUGAUUCUCCACAAUGGUGAAAAAAAAAGUCAUUUAAUGAUAGGCUGUGGAUGGAUUGCUGUUUUAAUGAAAAAAAACUUGAUGUAAUUUCAUUAAAUAAAAUAAAUAUUAACAAAUUUUAAAAUAUUUAUUUUAAUUUAGAAAUCAAAUCAAAUGAUAUCUGAUGAUACGAACGGAAAUAGAUAAAGAAAUUGAACGACAAUUAGAAGUUGAUGCACAUGAUAGAGAUUAUCUUGAACAACCAUUAAUUGAUGAUAAAGAACUUGAUAAAUAUAUAUUUAUAUUUAUAUUUAAUUAAAAAUAAUAUAAAUUAUUUUCCAUUAACAAACCCCAAUUUUACAUUUCAUUCAAUAAGUUGAAUAACGAAAUGUUUAGAAAAAGGUUUGUCCAACAUAUAUCAUAUAAUAACAAGUUAAUACUUGAAUAGAGAUAGUCAAUAAUUGAUAUUCAAAAUAAACAUAGAUAAGAAAAGAUUAAUCUAUUU
Rotaria sp. Silwood1 is the source of this 721-nucleotide messenger RNA. The record is from the annotation of a GenBank genome assembly. NCBI's taxonomy places the organism in Eukaryota, Metazoa, Rotifera, Eurotatoria, Philodinida, Philodinidae.